Molecule: messenger RNA, 8882 nt
Organism: Mizuhopecten yessoensis (Yesso scallop)
Lineage: Eukaryota; Metazoa; Mollusca; Bivalvia; Pectinida; Pectinidae
Exons: 33
Coding region: 106-7161 (2351 amino acids)
Source: RefSeq, a predicted model, not a curated record
GUCAGAGGUCACCACCUGGAGGAAAGCCCACCAUCGUCUGCUCGAAAAGAAAUUGUCCGUAGAUGAUAUCAUAAAAUAUCGUAAUGGUUGGUUGAAAUUGCUGACAUGGAAGGUCUUGCACUGAAAAUUGGCAAGCUAAGACAAAUUAUCAAUAGGAUUUGCUCUGUAGGGCAGGAGCAAAUAAGUGAUCAUCAACUCCAGGAGAUUCUGCAGCAGAUUAAUCUGAUAUUCAACCACAUCAGCAAAUGUAGAUUUUGUGGCAAUUUCAUCAGUGACACAUUGGAGUUUGUAAAUAUAAUAAAUAACGUUGCUGAUCUGUCACCCACAGUCAAAUCUGAAGUCGUAUCCAGCUGCAUUGUCCAAAUUUUGGAGCUAAUCACCAGAGGAGAUGUCUCAUUUGGCUUUAAAGUUGAGAUCCUCAAAUUAACCAAUGUGUUACUGGAAAACUGCCCAAAUAGUACGAAAGAAAGUUUGUUGACACAUGCAGUCUUUGAGAAGCUAAUUGUAAAGUUUGGGAGACAGUUGGAUACUGUUGGUGACUAUGAGUACCAGGUUGGGUUGAUUGAAUGCUUAUUCAGGAUUAUUCCAAAGAAAUUUCGUCUGAAGUAUGGCAAGCUUUUGUUCAGUGAUGCAUUGUUAUUGGAACAAUUCCUUGCUAUCAAGGACCAAGAUUUUGAAACCGAUUGCAGAACUUUUCUGAAUGAUUACAACAGUGAUGCAAGUCAGAAACAAAGAGUGAGGUCCAUUCCCUGCAUUUCUGCAUUUCUUGGAGAUCGUGAGCUUAAAAAACCAAAUGAUCCUGGUUAUGAUUACUUUUGGGUGGAUUUCAACUAUGGAAGUGGAAGACUUACAAUUUUCUGUGAAGAUUACAGUGCGGGCAGUCAGGAUUUUUCUGAUGACGGAUCUUGGGAAACCCUGUCUGUUUGGAAGUCUGAUGUGCAGCGAUACAAAGUAACUGCUGAAGAAGACUGUCAUCAUCUGGAUGUUGAGCUUAUAAAUCCAAUUCCAACUUUGUAUCCAAGUCAAACGGGUGUCUCGGGUAAGAUAGUGUCAUUUACCUUUGACAGUGUGUGGAGAAUGGAAGAGGCUGCUGUACAAACAUUUGGCGGUGACAAAUGGUUCAAAAAGCCUUCAAAAACAAAGGUGUCUUUACCUACCACUUCAGUAUGUGUAAGAGCAAGUGACAGCCCAGAUUUUGAAAUGGAUAGUAACUAUGAUGAACUGGAUGAAGAGAUUGGGACUUUUCAAGAGCCAUCUGUAGACCAGGAUUGUCUACCAAAAUUCUUCAUGCCAGCACAACCUACCAGGGUGAAAGUAUCUGUGCCAUGUGUUGCUGUUGUUGUAGACAGUUCCCAGAAUUCUGUGAUGGAGCCAGCACAAGCUAUUGCUAUGAAGUAUGUGCAGUCAUUGCAGGCACAGGGAAUAGGUAACAACACCUCUGAACCAGAGGAGGGAACAUGUCCAGAUGAUGAUCUCGAAGGUGUAUCCCUUGGUGAUGAAAAAUCCAGUCCUAUUUCAUCUAAGGUGUCUGAGCCAGUAUCAUGCAUUAAUCUGGGAUUUGGAAAUGUGGCGAAAAAGGCUCAUCAAAAAUCUGCAGGAAUACCUACCCCUAAAACGCCAACCAAUAGAGGUCUAUCGAAAGUGAAGGUAAAAACACCUGUAGCUGUAUUGACACCAAAUGAAGGUACAAAGAGCAGGAAGACUUUGAAAAAGAAACUGUCAACAGCUAAACCUUCAAGAAAAUCUUCUAAAUCUCAAGAAAAACAUGCUAUGAAAACAGUAGCAGCGAAAGAAAAUGAAUCCAUUUCCUUCCCUGAUUCUUGUCCAGGAAAUGAUGACAACAAAAAAGUACAUGCUGAACAGAAGACCAAAACAAACUGUCAGAGCAGAGCUAACAUUGUCCAGAAAAAGCAGCCAUGUGAUGCUAAGAGACCAAGGAAAGCUAAGAACAAUUCUUCAAGUAGCACCAUUUCUGAUACAGCUGUUGACUCUGAACCUAAAGACAAUUCAACUGAAAAUGCUUCAAACAAAUCAAAAGUAGAACAACUGAAGACUAGAAAGCAGAGGAAUGCCCAAGAAAAGGAGCAUGAUAGCAAUAUACUUAAAACUGUUCAAAAGAAAUCUACAGAACUUGAAGCUACCAAACAGGACUUUGCAUUUAGUUCACAAGACAGUCUUAUCAAUGAGAACACAUGCGAAGAGAUCUAUUCCAUGGAGCAGGAUGGCUUGUCUUUCACAGAAGAAUGUGACAAAGAUGUCCAGUGUUCAAUGAAAGGCUCUGAUAACAAAACAUCUAAAGUGUGUGCAGAAAAAGACAGUCAACAUUCUUUUACAACUAAUGUAGACAAUACCAAUAGAAAGAAAAAAGAAAAUUCCAAAGUUAUCAAAGAAAAAGAACAAAUCUCCAAGAAGAAAAGAUCAAAAUCAAAAAGAGGAAAAGACCUGAAAAUUGAUAAAGAUAUACCUGAUCAGGGGAUCCAAAAUGAUAAUGAAGUUGAUGUUAUUCAGAGCUCUUGUGAUUUUGAAAAGUUUGAAAAUGGACAAAAAUCCAAAACUGCAAAUAACAAUGAACCUGUUGACCAAGAUUUUAACUGUGGAGUGAACAAAAUUGCUGCUGACAAUAAAAAAGCCCAAGAAAGAUCCAAUGAUAAAAGCAAAAACAGAACAACUAGCAAAACUAUCUCGGAAAAGUCUGACGCUAGCGUUUUAGAUUGUGAUACUGAAGAUUUCAUUCAAAACAUGAAUGUCAGUGCAACAUUUGGAAAAGGAAAUCGUAAAAAGAAAUUAAGCAAAUUAAACAAUGCUCAAGAUGUUGACAAAAUGAUUGAGCAAACAAAAACUGGAUACACUUGCUCUGAUAAUGAUAACCCCAUUGAGGAUUCAGUGGAUACCCCUACAAACACUUGUACAGCUGUGAACUCCAAAAAAGACCAACAUUUGGAGAAAACUGAACAGUCAAAGAAGCAAUUAAACAAUAAGGGCAAUUCAAAGAGAGUUGAUCUGGAUAUUUAUGAUUUCAACGAAGUGGAUCAGAUGAGUAGGUCUUUCAUUCAAAGAAAAGGAGCAAAUUCUGGUAAGGCUGACAAACUUGUUGAAUGUGAGAUUGAUGUGCAAAGUGAAAAUGAUAUACCAGCUCCGUCUACAAAUAACGGUGUGGUUCUCGAAAAGAAAUCGAGGAAAAUAGGAAGAAAGAAAGACAAAAAAAUGAAUAAAUCUGAGAAUGAGGAAUUAAACACUGCAGCGAACUGUGACAAAGACGCUGCAUGUAAUCAAACCAAUAACAGUCCAAUUUCACAAACAGACAAAAGGUCAAGAUUAAAGAAGGUGAGGAAAGCAGCCCUGGAAACUGACGUCACCUCAACAGAGCAUAGCAGUAGGAAAACAAGGUCAGGUAGGCAGAGAAAACAAACUACCACAAAAACCUGUGCCAAGGAAUCUCAGGGUGACAAGGAAAUAGAAGUGAUACAAAGCUCAGUUGAUGCUGAAAAUGAUGGAGAUUUAGACAGUAGAACAUCUGUAAGGAAUGAAGACAAAUGUGUUUUCAAAGCCAAUCCAUUUGCACAGCCAGCAAAAGGAAAGCAAAAUAGGAACAAACAAUUACUGGUGUCAACACCAUUUAAAGAUUUUGAUGUUGAUGUGGAACAUUUAAAUGGAGAAAAUGAAGAAAUUCUUUCAUCUAUACAUUGCAGUGACAGUAAUGAAACCAAAGGUUGCAUGGAACAAUUAGAAAAACAAAAUGUCAAAGAAGACAAAAAUAUUUUGACCAAAAAGAAAAAGCAUGGAGUGGGUCAUGUAGAGAAGGAAAGUUUGGAUAAUGACAAACAACCAAAUCAACUAACAGGAUCAGUGCAAAAAGGAAAAUGUUCUUCAAAAAGUGGCAAAGGCAGGCCUGGGAGACCAAAACGGAAGGCCUCAUUAAGAGAUGAUUUGGAGGAUGAGGAGACGGGCGGUAAUUCACAGCUGAAAGAAGAUGUACUGUCAUUGUCCAAGAAACACCCAUCACAUGGAAAUACUGUUACGAGUAAGAAGACCAAAGUAGACGAAUGUAAUAGUGAUGUUCAUUGUGAAGAUGAUUUACAAAGUACAGAUGAUGGGUUGGUUUCUAAAAAGGGUUUUGAGAAAGCAGAAGCAAGAAAGGAGAGAAAAUCAAGGAAAUAUACGAAUGUGGAAUUAGAAGAUACAGAAGAUCAAAAUAACAAUAAGCAAACAAACAAGAAUCCUAUUAAAAAAACAGAGAAAAGGAAGACAAGGCUAAACAAGGGUAGACACACAGCUCCAGAAACAACAGCUGACAUCAGUUCAGUGAAACACAGCACUACAGAAACAAGGUCGAAUACGCAGCGAAACCCUGCUGUCUCCAAACUUCCUACAGAGGAAUCUGAUACAGAAUCUCAAGAUGACAAUGAAAUAGAAGUAAUACACAGCUCCUUUUCUCCUGAAACUGGUGAAGGAGUUUUGAACAAUAGAAAGUCUAUAAGAAAUGAAGAUAACGAUGUUUCUGAUGCACCUUCAGACAAGGAGCAAAGAUUGGCUCAUGUCGCAGGAAACAACCAUGUCCAAGACGAUGGACAAAACAAGCAACAGUCAGGAGGAGAUGUGGAUGAGGAAAUUAACUGUUCACCACCAGAGGAGAGUUCACUUGCAUUGUUUAACACCAAUCUGUCACAAGGGAAGGCCAUCAAAUCUCUCAGCCAGAGGAAGUUCUUCAAAGAGAGAUCGGGAUCAUCAACAUAUGAGAGACACGACAUGCAGAGUGCUUGUGUGUCUGCUGCUGGUGUUCAGAGGAAAAAAUCUUGUGAGGUAGAAUAUGGAAGCAGCAAAAAUCAAGUAUAUUUAGCAAUGUCAUACUCUUCAACUGACCGAAUCAAUUUGCCAUCGGAGAGAGGCGAUACUGCUGGAGAUCCAUACGACUUUGACAAGGAAUGUGAAAGAUCUACAAAAUCAGAAAAAAAUAACAAGACGAGGCAGGAAGACAAGUCAAAAGAUAAACAAGGAAAAUGUCAAACUCAAACUCAUUCCAAAAAAAAUGGUGCUUUAUUGAAAAAGAAAAAAUCUGCUUGCAAAGAAAGCAUGGACCAAUAUUUAAAGGAGAAACAUGUGACUGCUUCAGACUUUGUUGCAAAAAAUAAAAGGUCAAAGCCAGGUCACAACAAAGAUACAAAUUUAUCAAACUUAUCAAAAUGUUCAAGAAAAAAUGUUGAUGUGGUGAACAAUUAUACAGCUGAUGGUAUAAGCAACAGUGAGCAAGAUUCAGUUUGUUUAGAGAGUCCAGCUUUGUGUGUUCCGAAAGAAUUUUCUAGUAAAACACAAAAAUGCCAAAAGAAGCGUCAAAAGAAGCGCCAUAAAAAAGAAAUUACUGAAAAAAAUGUAAAUCGAUUGAUGGGAAGACUUUUAGGGAAGAAAAGAAAUGCGAGCACCUGCCAAGAUUCAAAUGAAGAGGAAGAGUAUGAUCAUCAUGAUGCACUUUGUCUUUCUAAAGGUGAUUCUGCUAGUCCAGUAAAAAUCCCAUACUGCGAAAUCACUCUUGAUGAAAUUGUCGGUGUUCCAAGACUUCACGGAGAAAACAAUCAUCUUCCAUGCUUCAAACAUCAUGAACAUCAAGGUAAUCAACAAAAGAGAGCACACUUAGAAAGCCCUAAAACCACUGAUACUGCUUAUAGAAGUGACUUUCACUUUGGAAGAAAACAGGAAUCCGUCGUUAAAAAUCAUAACUCUAAAUCAGUGACUACCAAAGGUAUGAAAAAGACACAAAUCAAUGAUGUAAGGAGAAGACACUUGGAUCAGUGGCCCAGUACAAAGACCCAGACUUCCUUUACUGAUGAAAUUGAAAAUAUUGACUCGGAAAGCUCAGAUGAUCAAUUAUGCAGGUCUGAUGAUGUUAGCUUGGAGGAGGAGCUGCCACUUGAAAACAGUAUCAUUACAAGGUUUAAUCAAUUUUGCAAGAAAAUGGUUGGAGAGCUAGAAGAGGAUGUACCUAUAGACAAGACAAGAAAAGAAACAAGCAGGACAUUGGAUUGUACAAAUAGGAGAAAAGAGAUUCCAGCAUGCAGAAACAACAAUGAUGAUGAACUGAACAGCACCAAUGAACCUAGGACUCCUAAAUUUGUCCUGUAUGAUCCUGAAGAUCAAGUGGAGAUAUGUAGUAUCAAAACACCAAUGACACUACCUUGCAGUGAUAUUGAGGGUAGCCAAGAGGGUAGUAUACCUUCAGACGAUUUACAGAUUCAGCCUCUGCAGGAAAGUUCAAAAGCAGAACGUAACAGAAACAGAGGUAACAGGUCAUUGCAGGACACAAAAAACACUGAUCUUUCAGGAAUUUUAUCAGGAUACUCCUCAGAAAUAAGACCUUCCAGAACAUCCAUGAAGAGAAAAUAUGAUAUUAUGCUUCAAUGUGAAGAUGACGAUGAUGUGUACAGAAACAAUCAGAACGCUGGUUAUGAUCUGUCAGAUACUUUGGAAUUGGAAAUGUGCCAUCUUAGACCGAGGAGACUGUUCAGUUCUGAUUUUAAAGCUGUUGUAGAAAUCACUGGCAGUAGUGAUGAUGAAGAUAAAGAAGACGUGUAUGGUCGAUCACAAGCAAGCAGUCGUAACACAGGAUCAAACGAGUUGAUGGGUGGUUCUACGAGUCACCUUGAAGGCAUCAGUGUGGAUGCUGGUGUUUCAGGAAUUGUCAAGGCUUUUGGAAUGGAUUUCAAGAAGCAAAUGCAGACAAAACAACAUUGCCUAGAUGUGCUGUCAAAAACAGUCCUGAAGUCAAGUCAGAAACAUUUGAAAAAUAUGUUGACAGACAGAACAGAAAGAAGGGCAAGUAUAAUGGAAAGGUUUGGUAAAAAGUUACUGGCCGAGCUGACUGCACUUGGUAUCGAUGUCAGAACUCUGGAAGAUAACGAAGCGAAGACUCUGGACUUUUUCCAGCAGCAAAUGAAGAAUAUUAAUAAAUGCAGAAUUUCUCAAGAAAAAAGACUGGAAAACUUGAGAAACAUGCAGCUUGACUUUGUGGCAAGCAUGUGUCACAUGGACCAGUAUGAAUCCAACCAGCAGACAACAUUUAAAAAUGCAAUGAAGAAAGACCUGACCACAAUGCAGAGGAAAUUGCUUGCAGAUGCACAAAGACAGGAACUUACAACUGUAAGAAGAAGCCUUCACACAAUGAUUGGAUAGAAUGUGGUAGUUUAGUUGUAUAUAUGUGCCUAGUAGUUUAGUUAUGUGUCUGGUAGUGGUAAAUAUUUACAAGCUGCCAUGAUCGUAAUGGCUCUACAUCUGUCCUAAGCUAUACAAUUGUGCUCUCUUUGAUAUAUUUAUUAGAGGUAAAUUCAAAAUAUAAAGAAUGAGUUUGGGUUUGAGACGUUAAGAUAAGUGACAAUGAGUUUGGCUUUGAGACGUUAAGAUAAGUGCCAAUGAGUUUGGGUUUGAGACAUUAAGAUAAGUGAAAAUGAGUUUGGGUUUGAGACGUUAGCAUAAGUGACAAUGAGUUUGGGAUUGAGACGUUAAGAUAAGUGACAAUGAGUUUUGGGUUUGAGACGUUAAGAUGAGCGACAAUGAGUUUGGUUUUGAGACGUUAACAUGAGCGACAAUGAGUUUGGGUUUGAGACGUUAACAUAAGUGACAAUGAGUUUGGGUUUGAGACGUUAAGAUAAGUGCCAAUGAAUUUGGGUUUGAGACGUUAAGAUAAGUGCCAAUGAGUUUGGGUUUGAAACGUUAAGAUAAGUGACAAUGAGUUUGGGUUUGAGAUGUUAAGAUAAGUGACAAUGAGUUUGGGUUUGAGAUGUUAAGAUAAGUGACAAUGAGUUUUGGGUUUGAGACGUUAAGAUAAGUGACAAUGAGUUUUGGGUUUGAGACGUUAAGUUAGGUGACAAUAAGUUUGGGUUUGAGACAUUAAGAUAAGUGAAAAUGAGUUUGGGUUUGAGACGUUAAGAUAAGUGAAAAUGAGUUUGGGUUUGAGACGUUAAGAUAAGUGACAAUGAGUUUGGGUUUGAGACGUUAAGAUAAGUGACAAUGAGUUUUGGGUUUGAUAUGUUAAGUUAGGUGACAAUAAGUUUGGGUUUGAGACGUUAAGAUAAGUGAAAAUGAGUUUGGGUUUGAGAAGUGAAAAUGAGUUUGGGUUUGAGACGUUAAGAUAAGGGACAAUGAGUUUGGGUUUGAGACGUUAAGAUAAGUGACAAUGAGUUUGGGUUUGAGAUGUUAAGAUAAGUGACAAUGAGUUUGGGUUUGAGACGUUAAGAAAAGUGACAAUGAGUUUGGGUUUGAGAGGUUAAGAUAAGUGACAAUGAGUUUGGGUUUGAGAUGUUAAGAUAAGUGUGAAAAUGAGUUUGGGUUUGAGACGUUAAGAUAAGUGACAAUGAAUUUUUGGGUUUGAGACGUUAAGAUAAGUGACAAUGAGUUUUGGGUUUGAGAUGUUAAGAUAGGUGACAAUGAGUUUUGGGUUUGAGACGUUAAGAUAAGUGACAAUGAGUUUAGGAUUGAGACGUUAAGAUAAGUGACAAUGAGUUUGGGUUUGAGAUGUUAAAAUAGGUGACAAAGUGUUGUAUAUUUGAUGUGGUGACUUGAUGUGAAAUGAUUGAAAAGUACAAAUAUUUUUUUGUCAUAAUAUUUUCCCAUUGAAUUACAUAUAUAUGAACAAAUUUCAUCAGAUUUCUUUAAGCUGAAUUGCUGUUGCUUUAUUAUUUUAAUGAAUUUGUCACAAAUAUUAAAUAGUUGUGUAUUUGUAACUGGUCAAAAUAAAUAAAAUUAUUUCUGUAAAGUACCUUUUUGUACAGAAUAUGUUUGAUGAACUGUUGCACAUUCAAUGAUAUGUCUUAUAAAUGAAGUCCAUUGUCAGUAUCCUAUGAUUGGUUAUGAGAUAUUUAUUUUUUCAUGUCCUUGUUCAUUGUUAUAGGUUUGUA